Messenger RNA from Coffea eugenioides, 834 nucleotides. RefSeq names its product thioredoxin-like protein Clot. The coding region runs from base 174 to 572 and encodes 132 amino acids. The record is from RefSeq and is a predicted model, not a curated record. Gene Ontology annotation, molecular function: protein-disulfide reductase [NAD(P)H] activity. Lineage: Eukaryota; Viridiplantae; Streptophyta; Magnoliopsida; Gentianales; Rubiaceae. Gene Ontology annotation, cellular component: cytosol. The transcript is spliced from 2 exons.
AGGGUUGGCACGGAACUUUGCUGGCAAGGGAAACAAAUAAAGUUGCAUAAAUGUGGAAAUAUGGCCUCAUAAAUAUCAAUCAUCCUUAGGAUUCUCAAAAAUCCUUAAAAUCACACACACAACACACAGUGAAGGCUUUUGGGGAAAGCAAUUGACAAUUGGGAGAAAAAAAAAUGCCAAUGAAGGUGUUGGAUGCCACCUUAUCAAAUUUUGAUGUGGUGUUUGACAAGUUCAAAGCAGAAGCCCCAAAUUACAAAGCCAAUCUCAUCCUUUUCUUGGCUGAUAAAGACCCUGCCACCUCUCUUUCCUGGUGCCCUGAUUGUGUGAGAGCUGAGCCCGUGAUAUACAAGAAGCUGGAAGUGUCAUCAGAUGACAUAGCCCUUUUGAGAGCUUACGUUGGAGAUAGACCAACUUGGAGAAAUCCUCAGCAUCCCUGGAGGGUGAACUCAACAUUCAAGCUUAGAGGAGUUCCUACGCUAGUCCGUUGGGAAAAUGAUGCAAUCAAAGGUCGUCUUGAAGAUCACGAGGCUCAUAUUGAACAAAAAAUUGAUGCCUUAGUUGCUGCAACUUAAAUCUUAUAGUUUUCUAAAGUAUGAUAGUUUGAUGGGAGAUAGGCUUUAUGCAAUCUCUUGCAGAUGUUCCAAAAUCAAUAAUCUACUGUACUCUAAAGUGACAGCCUGGGAUCAACACUUAAUCUUUAGCUUCAGCAAGAUUAAUACUGAUAAAAUAAGGUUUUUAUCAAUCUUUGUGGAAGAUUAAUUCAAUUGGGCUAUGCAUACCAUAAUAUCUAAAUAGGAACAAUGGAAGUGAAAUUCAGUGGAAUUAUUUGAUUCA